AUGCACAACGCUUUCGCCAACAGUGACACCUCUGGCUAUACCCACUGGGAAUGCGCCCAACAGAACAGCGGUGACAAUGCACUUGUUGCCCUCCAGGGCGAUACAUACGUCGUUUCCUCUCGACUCUGGGAAUUUGCAUCCUUCUUCCGCUUUGCUCGACCUAGUUCUGUUCGGGUUGAUGCCACCAGCACCGUGGAGAAUGUAUACGUCAGCGCGUAUGUCAACAAGAACGGUACUGUAGCCAUCCCGGUGAUCAAUGCCGCCCUUACCCUUCCAGUACAGAAGUUUGAGAUAAUUGAGAAACAUACGCAAUCCACCAUACUUUCCUGA
Molecule: messenger RNA, 330 nt
Organism: Penicillium riverlandense
Lineage: Eukaryota; Fungi; Ascomycota; Eurotiomycetes; Eurotiales; Aspergillaceae
Product: glycoside hydrolase family 5 protein
Exons: 1
Coding region: 1-330 (109 amino acids)
Source: RefSeq, a predicted model, not a curated record